AUGCUUCCUACUCGUGGCCUCUUUGGUCAAGCUCGCUUGACCCUUUUCACCCGAGCCGGUUGCGGGCUAUGCGACACGGCAAAACAUACAGUCGUUCAACUCAACCAGCGCCGUCCUUUCGAAUACGUGGAGAAAGACAUACAGGAAGCAGUCAAUAAGUCAUGGAAGGACGUCUACGAUUAUGAUGUACCUGUCCUCCAUGUGCAAUCGGUCAACAAUGGACUGCCUAGGGAGGCUGAGCUUUCCGAUGCACGAAAGUUAUUCCAUCGAUGGACGGAACAGGAGGUUGAAAAACUGGUGGAUGAGGCAGAGAAAUGA
Messenger RNA from Penicillium longicatenatum, 318 nucleotides. RefSeq names its product glutaredoxin family protein. The coding region runs from base 1 to 318 and encodes 105 amino acids. Lineage: Eukaryota; Fungi; Ascomycota; Eurotiomycetes; Eurotiales; Aspergillaceae. The record is from RefSeq and is a predicted model, not a curated record. The transcript has a single exon.